CGUCAAUAUCCGUAGCCACUUUGGCUCAAGCCGUUUUGGCUCCAGGCGUCGCGAUUGGCAUCGAAGGGACAAGAAGGGGGUCUGGGAGCGCGUGUCAUGCCCGCGGCGGCCAAUGGCAUCCCCCCCGCCAGCGGCUGCGACAGCCUGCCGCUCUCCAGGCUGUUCCUGGUGGGCCAAAGGCUGGGCGACGGGGCCUUCGGCGUGGUGCACAGCUGCACCAGGCUGUGCGACGGAGAGGAGCUCGCGGUCAAGCUGAUCAACGUCGGCAUCAGCAAGCCCGCGGACGUGUGGAGGGAAGCCCAGAUGCUCGAGAGCCUGGCCCAUCCGAACAUCGUGAGGUUCCACGGCCUCUUCCCCGAGGGCGCCCAUAUGUGCAUCAUAAUGGAAAAGCUGUCUGGGGGCGACCUGGUCGAUGGGCUCCAGACGUACCUUGACAAGUGGGGCGGCAACAUCGAGGGCCAGAACAUCGUCAGCGCGGUGAGGCAGAUGGCGAGUUCAAUCCAGUACCUGCACCACAGAUUGGUGGUGCAUCGGGACGUCAAAGGUGACAACUUCCUGAUGGACCGCCCUGACAUACUUGACCCGGAGUGCAGGAUCGUACUCACAGACUUUGGAUCAGCGUGCCGACUGGAAAGGCCUGGCGAGCGGCUCAGCACCGAGGUGGGCACAAUGAAGUUUUCCGCGCCAGAGAUCUUCGACAAUAACUACAGCGCCAAGGUGGACGUCUGGGCGCUGGGCGUCGUGAUGUAUGGCCUCGCAACAGGUCGGUUCCCGUUCAAGAACAAGGCGGAAGUCCGCUUCAAACGUAUGUCCAUCCCGCGAGCGGUCCACCCUCCCUUCGCAGAUCUGAUCGACAGGAUGUUGACAAAGGACGAGGCCGCCAGACUGGAUAGCGAUCAGGCAAUGAGACAUCCCUAUAUGAGCGCUGACCGCGGAGCUUGGCUGGAGCCUUCGGUCCAAGCUACGCUGGUGCGGGGAGACAACACCUCUGGUGGAGAGAACGUGGAGCCGGUGGCCACGCCACGCUCUCACGCUGCGCGGGCCCUCUGCCGCGGCAAGGGCGCCGCCCCGCCGCCCAGAGAGGCCGGUGGCAGCCCAGAGAGCUCUGGCGACGCCGCCGCGCGAUCGCUGAAGCUCGCCACCGCGCAGCUCCAGGCGCUCGCAGUCGCGCCCUCUGCGGCCACCACCAGCGCCGCGCCACCGCCGGCGGGCGGCGCAGGCCCUGCGCCGCCAGGCGCGCGGCUCGAGGGGCCCGCUCUGGCGAGCGGGGCGGAGCGGGCGAGGUCGCGGGCCGGCUGCGUGCCGCAGUGCCUGCUCGGCCUGGGGCUGGUGUGCAAGGCCUCGGCCAAGGCGGCCGCUGCGUCCGCAAAGCUCGUCGACUGAUCCAGGGCAGGCAUCAGUGGGCACCCUCCUCGCGCAGGGCUCAUCAAGUUGGCCCCCUGCUCCCAGGGGUCCUGCCCUGCCAGCAGCUGCUGGCGCUGCCCCCCAUGCUUGCCGCAUUCGAGGACACCAGGGGUGCCGCAGUCGCCCCGGCGAGCGGGGCGGAGCGGGCGAGGGCGCGGGCCGGUUGCGGGCCACCAUUCGGGCAAGGGGGUCUGCAAGAGCGGAGACAUUUCUUAGAAUUCGUUCGGUUUGCAGUCCAGCGCUGCCGCGAGGGUGUCUGACUCUGGACCAGAGAUGUUCUACAUCCGUGCUGGACGGCAUCCCUUGUGCUCUACUGACAAUGCAGUAUCGGCGCGACGAAUCAUACGGAACAACCGUGAAGUCGGCGCGCGCAUAGCCAAUGUUUCGUAGGAAUAGUUUGCAGGCGUGCCCUUGCCGAGCGCUGUUGUAGAAGCCGGUAUCGAUUUUUUACGCACAGUAGCGGCCGACGACGAUGAAGUAUGCAUCGUCCGCGAGGCCUUGGGUUCCUUGCCUAAGUAUUUAUUCUUACAUGCGUUCAUUUAUUGUGCGUUGCUGCUGCCCGACUUGACCCAAGGGUGGCGGGGCCAGAGAGCCAGAGCAAUGCCGUGGCGACGAGGGCGCCGCAGGAGACCCACAUGUGGAAAAAAAAACGUCCGUGUCAAUACAUUGCGUGUUGGCUCCACGUGUUGGCCCGCGUUUUGGCGAACGUAACGGUAAAGACCUGCG
Prorocentrum cordatum is the source of this 2130-nucleotide messenger RNA. The record is from the annotation of a GenBank genome assembly. NCBI's taxonomy places the organism in Eukaryota, Dinophyceae, Prorocentrales, Prorocentraceae.